Messenger RNA from Aspergillus sclerotioniger CBS 115572, 1200 nucleotides. RefSeq lists its product as uncharacterized. The annotation marks the transcript as partial. NCBI's taxonomy places the organism in Eukaryota, Fungi, Ascomycota, Eurotiomycetes, Eurotiales, Aspergillaceae. The record is from RefSeq and is a predicted model, not a curated record. The transcript has a single exon. Gene Ontology annotation, biological process: RNA catabolic process; ribonucleotide metabolic process. Gene Ontology annotation, cellular component: ribonuclease H2 complex; nucleoplasm.
AUGCGAACCCGCCGCUCAGCCGCUCCCUCGGAGCAACCCCAACCCCAAUCCGACUCCGAACAAGCACCUCGACCACCACCAACCCAAACAACACCAAGCAAAACCUUCGUCCUCCCCUCCUCAGCCAGCGCCGACGCCCGCUUCCUCACCCUCCCCAACCCACGAACCAACGAACCCACCCGUUACUUCUUCAGCCCCAACCUCGGCGUCUACGAAUUCACCGUAAUCGCAUCGCCACCAAACGCCCCCCGAAGCACCCUACUCGCGCCCACCCCAAACAACACAUCCCCGCAAGCCCACAUCUCCAAAAAGGCCGAACUCCUCGUCGCCACUCCCAUUGACAUCCUCUUCUUCCUCGUUCCCCUCCUCUCCGCAACCCAGAAAACCAAAGGCCUGUUCCAACCCCUAGACGAUAUCAUCGACUCGCAGGACGAGCUCUCCGCCCAUUUCCGCCAUGUUCUUUACGACGAGACCUUCCAUGAGACUCUGCACGACCGCGCAGCUGCUAUCUGUGACUUUGUAGAAGCCGGCGAUGAGAAGAUGUUCCGGUUUAAUGAGACGAAACUUCUCACGGAACUUGUUAACAAGGCGGAUCGGAUGGUUUCCAUGGGCUUGCCACCGAGCUUGGAGGAGCGGUUUGUGAGGCAGGCGCUCGCUACGCCGUUGAUGGCGGUGAAGAGGGAGAAUGUUGCUGCUGGGGGCGAGAAUAAGGAGAAUGAGGCCGAGGCCGAGGCAGAGCAAGAAAAGAAGUCCGCGGACGAGUCUGCAACAACGAAGGAGCAAGUUCCCAAGGGACCAAGUGCGCCUGAUGGGGUUGCGGAUCUGCUGAGAAUAUCCACGGCAUUGGCCUUCAUGAAGGAGUGCUAUUUGUCGAAGCAGAUGAGCGCCAGGAUGGAUGAGAUGCUGGCUGCGCCGGAGAGCCCGAAAGAUUUCAAGCCGAUGAAAGAUCAUUUGGAGGUCGCGGCGAAGUUGCGCGCGGAGGCGCUCGCGUCGCGGUCACUGGGGGAUUUCACCCGCAAGCGGAGUGCAGAGGAUCAGGAGGCCGCGGAAUCGCGGGCGGAGAAGAAGCGGAGGCAGGAGGAAGAGGAGAAGAAGAAGAAGGCGGGCGAGUCGAGGGGUGUUCGUGACUUGAAGAAGGUGAAUACCGUCGGCAUGAAGAAGAUGAGUGAUUUCUUCGGCAAGGCGGCUGCGAAGAAGAAG